Molecule: messenger RNA, 617 nt
Organism: Astrephomene gubernaculifera
Lineage: Eukaryota; Viridiplantae; Chlorophyta; Chlorophyceae; Chlamydomonadales; Astrephomenaceae
Source: the annotation of a GenBank genome assembly
AGGAGUUUGGUCAGAUGCUGAUGCUCAUGUCGGCACUCGCGCACGUCAUUUUCAUGGCGCUGUACGGCGGGUUCCUGCUGGUGUUGCGGCAUGCGGGGGUGGAGGAGGAGGGGCAGACGGACAAGAUCCACCAGCGGCCUGAGGUGAUGGCUCUGCUGAUCGUGUUGGGGCUCAUGAGCUUCGGAGGACUGCUGGAGGAGGCGUCGCAGAUGAUGGAGCUGACGUGGCGCACCUGGCGCAACUACCUGGGCAACAUAGUGGACGUGACCUCCUUCGCGCUCUUUGUCGUACUGUUCGGCAUGGUGUGGUCGUCGUACCGGUACGACGUCAUCCUGGCGGUUGGAGCGGUUGAAACGCUCGUACUGUUCAUCCGGCUGGUGUUUUUCGCCUCCAUGACCGACUCCAUGGGCAGCCUGAUGCGCAUGGUGAUCGAGAUCAUUAAAGACAUGAGAUACUUCUUCACACUGCUCGGGAUGAUAUUCAGCGGCUUUGCCAUCGCCUUCGCCGUACUGCUGGGCCCCAGCAACAGCUACGAGGCGGUGGCGUUCAAGCUGUUCAGUGUGAUGCUGGGCGACUGGCAGUACGACUACUUGCUGGACAUGAUGCACACGGAGGAC